AUGAAAUCGCGACUUGAAUUAACUAUGAGGAUACGACAGUUGGUGAUUAGUUUGUUGAUCCUGGUGGUGUUUGCGUUGGACAACUGGCCAACAUUGACAUUUGAUGCCCAAGUGGCAUUAAGAACUCAAAGAGAUAUUUCAUGGGGGAUUCCCAUCGAUCAAGUAGGAGGGUUCGGUGUUGACUUAUCAUCCAUGUUAUUUGAUAAAGAAGGUUAUUCAUAUUCAAGUACCACCUAUUUUGAUGCUUUAAUGACAGUGGGAGUAAGUUCUUUAGUAAUAGAUUUGUAUUGGAAUAACUUCACUUCCAAAUGGCAAUUGUGUCCAGCGCCUUAUCCAUUAAACCAGACGAAUAUGGCGGAUGUUCAAACUAUCAAUUGGAACGAUCAGACGUAUAAAUGUCAACCAAGCUUCACCACAGAUUCCAUAAUGCAGCAAAUAUCACAAUAUCUUGGAUCAACUAACACAAACAUGAAUGUUAAUUACUUGAAGUUAUUUUUUCGAUUGAACAAAUUCAAGUUUCCAACUCUUCUGAGGAAUUCUACCCUUAAUUGGGAUGAAACAUACGGAUCAAAAACUUCUCCUUAUAAGGAUUAUGGGAACGAUACUUUAUCAGAUACUUUACUGGGAAUAUCUUCGUUUAUCUAUACACCGGAGGAUUUACUGUCAUUUCAAUCUGCAGUCAAAUCAUCUCAAUCAACAGAUUUCUAUAAUAAAUCAUCGAAUCCUUAUCCUCGAUUUGAUACUUUCAUUUUCACCAAUUUGAAAAGAAUAACUCCCAUUGUAAUGUAUGACGAAGUCACUGGUGACGGAAGUUAUAAUUUUACUGAUGCUGAUGUUUCAACGUUAUUCAUUGAUGGUAAAUCAGUUAAUAUCACAUACGAAGAAUUGGGAAGUUCCGUGGCUGUGGAACAAUGUCUUUCCAAUGUAUUCAAUUUGAGUUCUGUCACUGGGGAUGAAUUAUUCAGAACACUUGCUUUGGAUUCUCCCUUCAGGAUGGUUUCUGAUAAUGAAAAGAUUCAUUUCAACGAUGCAAGUUAUAGGAGUUUGAUCAGAUGUGGAUUCACGCCUAUCUUGAAUUCCUCUUCCUAUGAGGCCAAUUCGAGCUCAAUCACAAAACUUGAAGAGAUUAUGGAUCAUUUCAUUCCAUUAUCCUUUUGGUCGUGGGGUUCAGAUCUAAUUAACUCUCCAAAUUCUGAUGAUUCUGACGUGGGUGAUAAUACGAUUAGUUCAGUCAUCAGUCAACAAAUAGCUACAAUCACAGAGGCACAGCUGACAACUAGUGAAGUUGAUAAAGAAGUGAAUGCAGUUUCAAGCGAUGAGAGUAAUAGAGCUCAAGAAGCUGAAAAAUGUGUGUGUGUGAAAGAUUUUGGUUGGUCUAUUGAAAAUUGUUACAACAGUUAUCCAUUUGCCUGUCAAAAUCAUGACAACCCUAAUGAUUGGGUAAUAGUUACUGACUUGAAGCAAUAUUUCAACGCUUAUAAAAGUUGUCCUGAUGGUUAUUCUUUCAGUGUACCACAUCUGAAUAUAGAGAUGUUAGCCUUAAUGAGUGAAGCUUCCAAACAUACCAAUCCAUUCCCAAUUUGGAUAGAUGUUAAUGAUAUUACUGUGACAAACUGUUUUGUUUCAGGAGGUCCAUAUGCUGAAUGUCCCUAUCAGAAUACUAUCUCUACCAAAGGACUUACAGGAAUGAUAGCUCCAAGUUUUGUGACUAUUGUAGUAGUAUUAGGAUUAUUAUUUUUGGAGAAAGUAUUUCGAACCAACCCUAUUCAAACCAACAAGAAACGAUAUUGGAAGCGUACCAUCAAUGAUCAUAACAAAAAAUUUGAUUAUGAAGGUGUACCAUCAUGA
Molecule: messenger RNA, 1848 nt
Organism: Yamadazyma jaroonii
Lineage: Eukaryota; Fungi; Ascomycota; Pichiomycetes; Serinales; Debaryomycetaceae
Source: the annotation of a GenBank genome assembly